This is a messenger RNA of Monopterus albus (swamp eel), 1367 nucleotides long. RefSeq names its product glyoxylate reductase/hydroxypyruvate reductase a (gene grhpra). Gene Ontology annotation, cellular component: cytosol. Lineage: Eukaryota; Metazoa; Chordata; Actinopteri; Synbranchiformes; Synbranchidae. The record is from RefSeq and is a predicted model, not a curated record. Gene Ontology annotation, molecular function: NAD binding; hydroxypyruvate reductase (NADH) activity; glyoxylate reductase (NADPH) activity.
GUAUCAUGCCCUUAAUAGGAUGAAAUUAUUGGGACAAUCACGUGUUGCCCCCAGAUAAUUUAAUAAAGAACACAGAUGAAAGGUCUAACUCUGACAUUAAAUGUAACCUAAUGUCUGUAUGAAUAUUAUGAAAAGACGUUCAACCGAACCAUUCGUGAGGUUAAAAAAAAAAAAAAAAAACACUGCGUAUGCGCAGUACCUUGACCUCAAGUGCUUUCUGUUGUCUCGCGGUGCAUAUAGUUCCUCUAGAGACCUGCAGACGUUGCAGGUUAAAGCAGUUUAAAUACCAGUUUUGAUAAGACUGUUAAAACACCCGUUCAUCCCGCUUCUGUCCGAAGAGGGAUGCAGGCCGCUGAAAAAAUCAUGAAGACUUUCGUUACGAGGCGCAUCCCGCAGGAGGGCAUGGAAAUCCUGUCAACUGCUGGAGUGUGUGAGGUGUCUCUGUGGGACUCGGAUGAACCCAUACCGAGAUCAGAGCUUCUCAAACGUGUGCAGGGGGCUCACGGCCUUCUGUGUAUGCUGUCAGACAAGAUAGAUGUUGAGGUUCUGGAUGCUACAGGACCAAACCUGAAAGUAAUCAGCACCCUGUCUGCGGGAUUUGACCACUUGGCUCUCAGUGAAAUCAAAAAACGCGGUAUUCGUGUUGGAUACACUCCAGAUGUGCUGACUGACGCCACAGCAGAACUGACUGUAGCUCUGCUGCUGGCCACCGCUCGCAGGUUGCCAGAGGGAGUGGAGGAGGUCAAAAAUGGUGGCUGGAGCGCAUGGAAGCCUCUCUGGCUGUGGGGACUUUCUGGCAGCACUGUAGGAAUCAUUGGACUGGGGCGUAUUGGUAUGGCCAUUGCUAGGAGACUCAUGCCAUUUGGAGUGAAGAAGAUACUCUACUCUGGGAGAACAGCAAAGACCCAAGCUGCUGAGGUGAAUGGAGAGUUUGUGCCUCUGGACACGCUUGUCCCUGAGAGCGACUUCAUAGUUGUUUCCUGCUCCCUGACACCAGAAACCCAGGGGCUGUGUGAUAAAGCUUUCUUCAGCAAGAUGAAAAACACUGCAGUCUUUGUCAACUCAAGCAGAGGGGCAGUGGUGAACCAGGAGGAUCUGUAUGAGGCUUUGAGCAGCGGACAGAUAGCCGCAGCUGGGCUUGAUGUCACGACACCUGAGCCACUCCCAACAAACCACCCCCUUCUUACACUCAAAAACUGUGUGGUGUUGCCGCACAUCGGCAGUGCCACCUACUCCACAAGAGGCGUCAUGUCAGCUUUGGCAGCCCGAAACCUUCUGGGUGGUUUGCAGGGCACAGACAUGCCCAGUGAACUCACCAUCUAGAGCCUGAAAUAGAGCUAACUAAAUAAAAAGCAUAUAAUAAAAAA